AUGUUUUUAAAUAAUUUGUUGUUUUCUUUUUUAGCUAUUUUGUAUCGUUUGAAUGUUGUUGAUGAUCAAGGUAUUUUUGUCUGUAACAGAGUUUUUCAGGAUAAUUUUGAUAAUGUCAUAUCGUCUAAUGAAUUCGUUCUUGUGAAAUUUUAUGCUCCAUGGUGUGGCCAUUGUAAAUCUCUGGCACCUGAAUAUGUUAAGGCUGCGAAACUGCUAAAAGAGAAAAACAUCCCCGUCAAACUUGCAAAGUGUGAUGCUACCGUACAUGGUGAACUUGCUUCUAAAUAUGAAGUGCGUGGAUAUCCCACAUUGAAGUUGUUCCAAUCAGGUCAACCAAUGGAGUAUGGUGGUGGGCGAACAUCACAAUCUAUUUUUGAUUGGUUAAAGAAGAAAACAGGUUUUCCUGCUACAACAUUAAUUACAAGUUUUCAAUAUCGAAGUGCGUUUCAGAAAAUUGAUAGUGGAGAUGCUCUAGUUUUUCUAAAAGUUGCUUCGGAACUCGAUAGUAUGCAAUUUGGUAUUACAUCAGAAGAACAUGCUGCUAAACACAUGGAGCUCAAAGAAGAGGGUGUUGUAAUGUUCAAGAAAUUUGAUGAAGGUCGAGUCCAAUUUGAAGAGGCCAUGUCCGCUGAUGUGUUGAAAAAUUGGAUUGAGAUCCACAGAUUACCACUCGUGAGUGAAUUCAACCAAGAUACUGCACCUAUCAUUUUUGGUGGUCAGGUCAAAUCACAUAAUCUCUUAUUCGUUUCAAAAGGAAGCUCUGAAUAUGAACAUUUGGAGAAGGAGUUUCGAGAAGCAGCUAAAAAAUUCAAGGGCAAGAUCGUCUUUGUCAUCAUCAAUACGGAUGUUGAGGAUAAUACUCGAAUUCUUGAGUUCUUUGGUCUGAAAAAAGAAGAUCUACCUGCAUUGAGGUUGAUUGGUCUCGAAGAAGAUAUGACUAAAUUCAAGCCCGAUUUCGACGAAAUAACGACAGAAAAUAUUAUUGAAUUUACUAAUUUGUAUCUUGAGGGUAAAUUGAAGCAGCAUUUAAUGACAGAAGAAAUUCCGAAGGAUUGGAAUAAGAAUCCAGUCAAAGUACUUGUCGGGAAGAAUUUCGGUGAUGUUGUGAAGGAUAAGACGAAAAAUGUCAUUGUUCUUUUCUAUGCACCUUGGUGUGGACAUUGCAAACAGCUAAUGCCAGUUUGGGAUAAACUUGGGGAGAAAUAUCAAGACCAUGAAAACAUAAUUGUUGCGAAGAUGGAUGCAACCUCUAAUGAAGUAGACGAUGUUAAAGUGCAAUCAUUCCCGACAAUCAAAUUCUUCCCCGCAGAUUCAAAGAAGCAAAUUGAUUUCACUGGGGAUAGGACAUUAGAAAAACUCUCACAGUUCUUGGAAAAAGGUGCAGGUUUGUCAGAAGAAUCAAAAGCCGAAGUUGAAGCUGAAACUGACGAAGAAGAAGCGCAUACUGAAUUGUAA
Messenger RNA from Thelazia callipaeda (thelaziosis nematode), 1455 nucleotides. The record is from the annotation of a GenBank genome assembly. NCBI's taxonomy places the organism in Eukaryota, Metazoa, Nematoda, Chromadorea, Rhabditida, Thelaziidae.